Messenger RNA from Spinacia oleracea (spinach), 1164 nucleotides. RefSeq lists its product as uncharacterized. The record is from RefSeq and is a predicted model, not a curated record. Lineage: Eukaryota; Viridiplantae; Streptophyta; Magnoliopsida; Caryophyllales; Amaranthaceae. The coding region runs from base 1 to 1164 and encodes 387 amino acids. The transcript has 4 exons.
AUGGUGGCCAUCCAUCUGAGGAACCCACCAACCAUUUGCAGAGGUUCAACCAACUGUGUGGCCUUUCUAGAAGAAUUCUUUCCACCCACCAAGACUGCUGAAAUAAGGCAUAAGCUGACUACAUUCACCCAAGAACCUGGUGAAUCACUUCGAGAAGCCUGGGAUAGAUUCAAGGCUUUGCAACGGUCGUGUCCGCAUCACAACAUUGAAAAGUGGUUCUUGGUUCAGAUUUUCUAUCAUGGUUAUGAUUUUCUUGCCAAUUUAGCUGCCAACCAUUACAGCACCACCAGAUCCACAUCUAAGAAGGGAAAAUUAGAUGUCGAUGCUUAUGCUCUAUUGUCCUCACAAGUGGCAGCCUUGAACCUGAAGAUCGAUUCUUUGAAGGCUCCUCAGUCUAGUACUCCCCCAAUGAGUAUCAAUGCUAUGUCUAGUGUAGCUCCAGUGACAACUUCUUACUGCGAAGUAUGUGGCAUCCAAGGUCACUUUGGUCAUGAGUGCUCUUAUAGUUUACAGGAUACUACGCAAUUGGAGCAAAAUCCUCCGCCCCAACAACAAUGGUCGCAACCACAGUUCCAUCCACCUCAGGCACAUGUUGCUAGGCCUCCAUUUCCACAAGGAGCCUCACAUAAUGCUCCCCCGGGGUUUAAUAGGCCCCCGCACCAAGGCUAUCAACAACAAGCCCCUCAGACCAGUGCUACUCCAGAGCCUAACAUGGGUGAUCUGUAUAAGCUCAUUGCAAAUAUGCAGAAGACCGCAGAGAUAUCCCAAAAGAACCAUGAUGAGAGCAUCAAAGAGUUGAAGAAUCAGAAUAGAAUGUUGGAGAAUCAAGUUGCUCAACUUGCUGACACUCUAUCUCAAAGGCAACCGGGUACACUACCAGGGCAACCUACCCCGCCCCAGAACAGAGAAAGUGCCAAUGCUAUCACUCUUAGAAGUGGCACUAAAUAUAAUGGACCCCCGAUGCCCACUGAUGAUGCAACUCUUGCUAAGGGGAACACAGAUGGACCAGAGAAAGCAAUUGAUGUAGAACCUCAAGUCUCGAAAGUCGAAAAUGCUGAUGACGUUCGCGCAAAUAAGGGGAAGGAGAAGAUCUCUGAUUCUCUCCCUAUUGUGCCUAAGCUUCCUUUCCCUCACCGGAUGCAGAAAACUAAGGUCGAUCAAUAG